GACUCCAGGAGGGGCAGCAGUGCACUGUUAAGGAGGCGGACUGCCGGACGAAGAAGAAGCAGCUCUGACGUCAUCACGUAGAACGUGCAGCACUGAAGCAACAUGGCUCUGAACGGAGAUGACAAAGACUUUGACUGGGAGCCUCCGACCGAGGCCGAGAUGAAGGUGAUCCAGGCUCGCAGGGAUCGACAAGACAAAAUCAGCAAGCUGAUGGGAGACUACCUGCUCAAAGGGUUCAGGAUGCUGGGAGAGUGCUGCGAUGUGUGUGGGACAAUCCUUCUCCAGGACAAACAGCAUAAAAACUACUGCGUCUCAUGUCAGGAGCUGGACUCUGAUGUUGACAAGGACAAUCCUGCUCUGAAUGCACAGGCAGCGUUGUCCCAAGUGAGGGAGAGACAGCUCGCAGCCCAGUCCACUGCACCGUCCCAGGCCCCGGAACUCAACGGAGGCCCCAGCAGCAGCAGUCAGGCAAGUGUGUUGGUUCCUCUGCCCAGGCCGGAGCACUGCGAGGGGGCUGCAGCAGGGGGGCGAGCUCUCCUGCCUCCACCUGCUAUCCCUUCUCCUGCCCCUCUUCCCCCCACCCCUGCUCUGGCCCCUCCUCGACCCCCGGUGGUCCCACAGAACCCGCCCCUUCAAUCUAUGUUGCAAGAAGCUGAGGAGGCCGUUCUGAUCAAACUUCGGUGGGCCACGAACCAGCUGCAGAGUUCGGCCUCGCUGGAAUCAAGUAUCCAGCUGUGCAGCCUUAUCACCAGCUGUGCCAACUCGCUGCGCAGCCUCAAGGAGCUCAGCCAGUAACCAGCAUGGCGAAGGCUGGAACCCUGGAGCGCUGUUUCUACUUCUCCUGGAAUACUGACUCUGGUCAACUGCUUUGCAGCAUCUCUUUGACUGACUCCUUGCAUAGAACUGAAUUUAAAAUUGGUCAGCAAAUGCACUCAAAACAAGAUUUAAAAUGUCAUAGGUUCACAAGCUGCUCUCAAGUUGGCGUACUUCCAUGGCUGAGAGAAAUGUUGUGUUCCGUUGCUUCUGAAAAUGUCCAAGCACACAUGUUUGAACAUUUGACAAUUUGUAAGUUAGGGUAUGUACCCAUCAUGUCAAAACGCACAUUCGUCAUUGGUAUGAAAUUAAAACCAUCUGGCCGCAAACAUUUUAAAGGAAGACGUGAUCUAUAAUCUAUUGUAAAGGACUGCUAAUGUUUUCCUGCAGGUGACUGGCUUUGGUUAAUCCUAAAAAUUCCGCCACAUUGAUACAACAUCCGCUUUCUGCUGUUUCAGUCGAUAUAAAAAAUGCUGAAGGUUUGCAAAUUCGAACAAAAACUAAUGCCCAAAUGUCUGUAGAAUUGUGUGUCUGCAAAUGCAACAGUACAAUGGUGAUAUACAGUAUGGUCCUCGACUUAAGGUCAAUUUAAAUGUGCAGGCCGCUGGAGUAUUGUUGAAAAAAUACCAGCCAUCCGAUAAGACAUUUUUCUAUUUACUGUUCAAUCUAGCUACAGAUUUUCAAUGUGUACGAGCAGUUCUGAGGUUUUUAUUGUAAAUAUAUUUGAUACCCGAAGGUGGUGGUGAUGAUGGUCAUUUGAUGCUCAGAGGAGUAUGACAUUCAGAAGUCAGUCGAAAUUGUUCAUUCGUUAAAACCAUCUGGAGCAAAUGAACCAGGCACUGUACCUUCAUAGACUCUUUACAUCCAAUAAAAGCCAGCUUCGGGGUUGAUCUAGAGAGGUUUCAUUCUGAAGUUUUCUUUCUUCCCACAAGAGGGCGCCAAAUGCAAAACGCAACGGUUUAAGGUUGAAUUGGAGAACGCUGUGUUUAAGUAGCAUUUAAAGUACCAAUAAACAUGUACAUUGCAACAAUGUU
Gasterosteus aculeatus aculeatus (three-spined stickleback) is the source of this 1847-nucleotide messenger RNA. It is a transcript of the gene znrd2, whose product is annotated as zinc ribbon domain containing 2. The record is from RefSeq and is a predicted model, not a curated record. Lineage: Eukaryota; Metazoa; Chordata; Actinopteri; Perciformes; Gasterosteidae.